UCUGCAACUGGUUCAUGUUCUUCCUGUUCAUCAUCUCACUCUGGUGCACAUUCGACACGGCCGGGAGGAAGUGGGUCAAGAUGAAAAAGUUUCAAGACAGCCUGAAGGUCCGUCGCGCUACUGACCGCAGGAGGGGACAGCGUCAGUCGGGAAGUCGCAGGAAUUGGCGACAAAGAUCAAAAACUAUAAGAGAUUUUUUCUAUAGACGAAUGCAGAGGAAAGCCUUUAGGGCGUAUGAAGAAAGUUGGGACAGACGGUUACAAUUGUUGUGUUGUUGUGUGGAGAGGAAAGCUGCCACUCGUAACUCAAUGAGUGAGAUAGCCUCACUGUUUACUGAUUUCUUCCGAGACCUUGAUGUUGUGCCGUCUGAUAUUGUGGCUGGACUUGUGUUGCUACGGAGACACCAGCAGCAGAGAAUGAAUGCUAUCAUCUCUCAGGGAAGCAACGAUGUGUACCAGUUCCUAUCAGGGGUCCCCAUUACACCAAAGACCAGGUUUCUCCAACUGAGCCGGCCUGAGGUUAUGUUCAACUUCCAGAAAGUCAUACACUACAUGAAGUAUGCACUGGCUGUCUAUGGUUGGCCCAUCUAUGUCAAGAUGUUCCCUGGGACUUGGUGUUGCAGGCUCUUGCCUCUUAUUGGGUGCUGCUGUUGUAAAAAAGAACAAACAGCCAUGAUUGUUGAUGACAACUGUUGCAUGUGUAAUUUUUCUACUGCUAAACCUACCAGUGGUCUUGAAGCCUUGGAUGUUGUCUACUGCACAUACCAUGUAGCUAUUGGAGAAACCCCAUUUUUUGUUGCACUUGACCAUGAAUACAAGAAGGUUGUGGUUGCCAUAAGAGGCACUCUGUCACUACAGGAUGUUUUAACUGAUCUUCAAGCAGAGCCAGAAACUUUACCUUUGGAUUCUCCUAAAGACGACUGGCAGGGACAUAAAGGCAUGAUUCAGGCUGCUGUAUACAUAAAAAGGAAAUUGAUUGAUGACAAAAUUCUACAGAUGGCUUGGGAUAAUGAUGAGGAAAGGGACACCUCCAAGUAUGAUCUAGUCCUAGUGGGCCACUCCCUAGGGGCAGGCACUGCAGCCAUCCUGGCUAUACUGCUACACGCUGACUACCCAACUCUUCACUGCUACGCUUACAGCCCACCCGGAGGUCUUUUGACAUUAACUUGUGUUGAAGAAACCAAAUAUUUUAUAACCUCAGUUGUUGUUGGGAAAGACUGUGUUCCGAGGAUUGGACUCCCACAGUUGGAAAUGUUGAGAGCUGAUAUUCUUAACCAGAUCAAGAACAGUUCUGAUGCUAAAUGGAAGAUAAUAACCAAAGGGUUAAUGUGCUGUGGGAGGAAACAAGAGGGCAAUCUGGCUAAAGAAAUGCUAGAGAGAGAUGUUACAGCUCACCCUAGUAACUCAGCUAUUGGGCUGUCAGCUCACCUUCCUCUCUACCCACCUGGCCAGAUGAUUCAUGUUGUUAGAAGUCAUCUGACUGACAAAAAUACAAGAGGUGCCUGUGAUGAUUCCAACUACAUCUACCAAGCUGUGUGGGCCAAUAAUGGAGACUUUGAUGAGGUCCUCAUCUCACCUACCAUGCUGGCUGACCACAUGGCUGAUAAAGUUCUUGAUGCCUUACAAAAAGUAGUAGAAAAGAAAGCCCCACAGAAACCUGUGCACACACUGACUGAAGAUGAGAGGCGGAGAAUGCUGAAUCAGCAUUCAUUUUCCUCUCAGGCAACCCCAAGUGAUGAGGCUGGUAGCUCUGUGGACAUCAACAACGUCAGGGGCUCAGAGGACAGCCACCUGGGGGUCAAUGAAGUCUUCAUGGAGGAGGUGGAUGAUUCCAUGCUGUUUGGCUUGCCUAACAGUGAGACUGAGGAGCUGGUCAAAGCUCCACUUGCCAGCCCUGAGACUCUCUCCAUGGCUUCAGGGAUUGCCGUCUUCAAUCCAAACUCCAACCCGAUUGGCAGGGACAACUUGCGUCAGUCAUUAAAUAAAUGUGCUGAAAAAUCUAUGAACAGUCCGAGUGAAAUCUUGAGAGAGAAUGACGUUGUUUCAGUCCAGAGAGGUGUAAGAACGUCGUCACAAAGAAGCAAUUCUUCCCCCAAUUCUAGGAAAAACAAACAUCCGCACAACAGUUCCACCAACAACAGAGAUGUAGAACUAGGCAACAACAAGGAGCCGGAUGAGUAUCAUGUAAAGCUGAGGUCUGGGAAUACAAUAAGUGUUAAGGCAGAUGUAGUGAAUGAAAUGAUCAAGCAGAAUCAUAAAGCGUCUGCUCCCGCCAAAACAUCAGGGGACCAGGCUGCCACGGAAACUAAUGGAACCAGCGCUGUACUGGAACCUUCAUCCCACACGCACUUUGUCAGCCCUUCCCACCAAAAGCAAGUCAGAUCUGAGGACCCCCAGCAUCUGUCGUGUAUAGAAGAAUCAGCUCAAAUGAUAAAACCUGAGAGUAUUGGACUUAUAAUCGGGUGGGGGUCACAUGGUGGGGAUGAUGGGAGUGAAGAUGGGAGGGGCCUGCUGGAUGACUACACCCGCCACUCCCCAUCAGAGUCCAACCAGCAUGAAUACGGCCAUCCCAAUGUUUAUUAUUCUCAAGCUGGGAUAGGAUACCCUCACAACGCUUUCCACCCCCCUUUACGGUUUAAUUCAUUCCCGUGUGUAGACCCUCUUGAUAAUUUAGAUAUUCAUGAGAAUGAAACAUUGGAUAACACAGGCGAUACCAGCCUAGUGACCAACAGUGAGGAAAACUUGGACAAAACUAAGCCCAGCCAGAAGAAACCUUUCACCCAUGCUGAGUCAGAGUCCAACCUCCUAGACAACAAGAAACAGCUGCCUCGCAUGAAGAGGUCAGCAGAACAGGGAGACAUAGCUCAUCUGUGCGAUGCCCUGGAGGUGUUUGAGACAGAAGAAGAUAAAGUCAGACUGUGUCAGUCGGCGUGCACUCUGCAAGAAGAGACAUCAGAAGAUGUGAUGAAAGCAGAGGAGGAGACCCCAGCAGAUCCUAUAUCCCCCUCCCCGGCUACUAAGAGCAAGUCUCACAAACAGUCCGUGUCGUUCGGUGGCAGUACAAUCAUCCCUGGGCUACACAACUCUGAUACCGCUGUCCACGACCGCCAUUCUAAAGAUCUGCAUUCUGCCAUUAAAUCUUCAUCUCCUGUCUUGAACGACUCAAGUGUACUGAAGCACUCCCAGGACUGGAAUAGUUCAAACCUUGAAACAUCACCGCUACUUAGCUCAGCCCAUGAGAACUCCAACAAACAUGACAAUUUAAGUCAUACCAAUGCAGUCCUGUUAAACCAUGAUAGCUCCACUGUACAAGAAACCCAUUUAUGAUAGUUCUUCAAGCAUGUUAGACUAAAAUUGUAUUUCCUUUGUUGUGUAAAUAUUUUACAUGGACUUAUUCAUGGGUAUUUCGCUUAUCAUUUACAAAGCCUGUCUGGUUAAAAUAGCUGUUGUUAUAAAGUGUUAGAUUUUAAUCUAAUUUUACAAUAGGCAGAGGUUUUAAAUUAUUUCCAUUUCUGUAUAGGCUUUAAACAUAGUUUAUCACACGAAGGGCUGUGAGAUCAGCUAAAAUGUCUAGACUCAAUCUGUGACUCCUCAUUUGUAGACUGAAAUUCAAAGUAUAAUAAAACAUUAUGGCAACCAGAACUUUGUCAUGAUUUGCUAGCCAGAAAGUAUUAACCCUAUGACAAAUUAUUAAUGGAAUAGAAUUUUUAUUUUAUAUUUGGUCAUAUAAGUGACUAAUUUCAACCAAAUUUAUACUUUUUAGACAAUGGUUUUAAGCAACUGCUUUAAAAAGUUUUUCCUUGCUUUUUGUCUAACCUUGUUGAAAACACUUUAAACACUUACUUUUUAGAAAAAGUUGAUACUUGUUACAAUUACCAUUUUGUUACACAAUUUGGGGACAUUUUUAAAAAUUCUAGCUAUCAUGGUACAUUUUGUGUAUUGGCUGAUUUACAUUUCAUCUCAUGAAAUAACCUCUUCAUUAGAAUAUCAAUAUUUAAAAUUUGUAUUGAUUGUAAAGCAUUUUAACCACCAUAACCUACCUUAUUUUCACCCCCGAUUUAAAUAAUUCCCUUUAUACAUCUUUGUUUUUGUGUUCAGUAAUUCAACUGGAUUUAAUUUUGAUGAUCUAGUGUUUACUUAUUGUGUUCUCAGAUUUUGAUUACUUUUUUCUUGUAACCCUGACACUCCCCUACCCCUUUUUAAAAAAAUGUAAUUCUUCUCAAACUGUUGUAAUUAAUCUGUUUCAAAUAGAAAUCAUGUUACAAGCAUUCAUUGUAUUGUAAAGAGAAUCUAAUGAUAAUCUUUUUAUGAAAAAAAAUUAUCUGGGGGAAUUGAUCUGUGAUAUUGCAUUCUUUUUUAAAGCUGUAUAUUUUUUACAAAUUAAUUUAUUUUAUAUUGUAAUGUAAUAGCUAUGAACAAUGCUUUUUUUAAAAAACCCUGGUUUCUUAUUGAUUUUACUGUUUUGAGCUUUGCUGGAAGUAAGAUUUGCACUGAUUGCACAAGUUUUUGUUUUUAAGUUUUAGACGUGUUCCAUUAAUUCUUUACUAAAGGUAGUUUGUGAAUAUAAAGGGAAUUAGCAAUAAGAAAGAUUGGACACUAUACAUAUGAUUAAUUGAAACAUAUGGGUACUUUAUACUUGUACAUUUAUAUUUCAGAUAUUUUGUAUUUAUUUUGAAUUUUAAUUCUAUACAUUAUUAAAAUACAAAUAAGCUAUCAUAUUCUUAUUAUAAAGAUAAUUUUUUUUUAUUUGCUGAAGAUAUUUUUGAAAGAUAAUAUUUGUUCAAUUAACUUUCUUUUAUUUAUCUCCUAAUUUUUACUACAAGGAGUAUAUAUUUACAUACUUGGAAAAAAAAUUAUUCUGGUUAUUUUAUGAUCUCUGUAAAGACUUUGUAAAGUGAACAAAGCUCAGGAGGGUGUUUUUAGUUUACAAGACAGUUAACUUGCUGGUUUUUUUAAAAUUCUGUUGUGGAGAAAAUCUGUAAACUUGGUAUUGUAGAUCCAUGUUCAUUCUUUUUUUUUUUUUGGUUGCAUACAAAGGUUGGAGACAGAUAUGAUGGUUCACACAAAAUUUGGAUGAAGUAAAAUGUGCUUGUUUAAUACCACAAAAAUACAAAAUACUACUAGUAACAAUACAUUACAAAGAAAUAAAUACAACAUAAGUUUCUACAGAUUAAAAAGUUAAAAAUUCAUAUCUAUUUAAAUUUAGUAAGUUCUUGAUAUUUCUGUCAGUAUCCUAUAAAUUACUUUGGACUUAUUGGUUUUGUGACUUGAGUAGGGUGAUUUUAAACUUCAUUAUUGUUUAAGAAGACUUGACAUAAUUUGAUAUCAAAUUCAACUAUCAA
Physella acuta is the source of this 5341-nucleotide messenger RNA. RefSeq lists its product as uncharacterized. The record is from RefSeq and is a predicted model, not a curated record. Gene Ontology annotation, cellular component: cytoplasm; dendrite membrane; postsynaptic membrane. Gene Ontology annotation, molecular function: lipoprotein lipase activity. Lineage: Eukaryota; Metazoa; Mollusca; Gastropoda; Physidae. Gene Ontology annotation, biological process: diacylglycerol catabolic process; arachidonate metabolic process.